Molecule: messenger RNA, 1868 nt
Organism: Cucumis melo (muskmelon)
Lineage: Eukaryota; Viridiplantae; Streptophyta; Magnoliopsida; Cucurbitales; Cucurbitaceae
Product: cyclin-D4-2-like
Exons: 5
Coding region: 154-1197 (347 amino acids)
Biological process (GO): regulation of cyclin-dependent protein serine/threonine kinase activity; mitotic cell cycle phase transition
Cellular component (GO): cytoplasm; cyclin-dependent protein kinase holoenzyme complex; nucleus
Molecular function (GO): cyclin-dependent protein serine/threonine kinase regulator activity
Source: RefSeq, a predicted model, not a curated record
UGAGUGAGUGCAAACUACUGAGUAUGUUUCAUCCAAACCCAUAAAUCCAGCAAUGGCCUUCACUCCCAACAAUCCCACCGCCACUCUCCAUCGCCCUUUUCACGUUCAAUGCCUUCUCCUCCGCCCCUCCCCUCCUAACCUCUUCCUUCCUCAAUGUCUCUCUCUCCCCACCACCAUUCCCCCGCUUCUUCCUCCUCUUCCUCUUCCUCUUCCUCAUCCUCAUCCUCAUCCUCCCACUUCCUCUGUUCCUACGCCCCCGACUUUCCCAUCUCCGAUGACUCCCCCAUUUCCACUCUUCUUCAAUCCGAGCUCCACCACAUGCCCCGCAUCGACUACCUCCGCCGCUGCCGUGACCACUCCAUCGACGUCACCGCCCGUCAAGACUCCAUCAACUGGAUCUUGAAGGUUCAUUCCCACUACAAUUUCAAACCGGUGACUGCGAUUCUCUCCGUUAAUUACUUUGAUCGCUUCCUCUCCUCCAAUAUUCUUCCACGGCGAAAUGGAUGGGCGUUUCAGCUUCUAUCGGUGGCGUGUUUGUCAUUAGCGGCGAAAAUGGAAGAACCUGAGGUUCCGUUGCUUUUGGACCUUCAAAUCUUUGAACCUAAGUACGUCUUCGAGCCAAAAACCGUCCAGAGAAUGGAGCUUUGGGUUAUGUCUAUUCUCAAUUGGAGAUUACGCGCCGUCACGCCUUUCGAUUUUCUCCACCACUUCAUCUCCGAUCUUCCUACGUCUUCUUCCGCCGCGGAGAGCGGUCGUGGAGACAGCGAUGAUUCUCAUCGCUUAUUCUCAUCCUCUUCCGAUCUUAUUCUCAGCACCACACGCGUGAUCGAUUUCUUGGAGUUUCCGCCGUCCACCAUUGCUGCCGCCGCCGUUCUCUGUGCCGCAGGUGAACGGUUGGGUUCCCCGGUGGUUUGUACCCAUUUUCUUGCGGCAAACAGAAUCGAAAAUGUGAAAAGCUGUCACCAACUAAUGGAGGAGUACGUGAUUGACACGUGUACAGCAGAGCUCCGAAAACAGCGGAGGAUCGGAGAAGAGCAGCCGGCUCCACCGAGUCCAGUCGGGGUUCUCGACGCGGCUGCUUGCGGUAGCUGUGACACACGCUUGGACCAUCCUGGCUCCACCAGCCACGAACCCCCAGCCGAGCCCUCCCCCUCAAAGAGGAUACGCUCCUCUGCCCCGGAUGUACAGCACCAGUAGAUAAGCCCUACUUCGUGUCAUUUUGUUAUAGGGGACAGAGAGAGAGAGAAAGAUAUUUUUAUUUUUUAAAAUAAUUGUUUUUAUUUUUAUUUUUAUUUUAUUUUACUUUUUAAAAUCUGUGGUCUUUCUUUCGCCCUCUCCCUCUUUCUUUUUUCUUCGGUCGCCAUUCUCUUUGUCGUUGACCAUUAAAAUCCAACGGUUGAGAUUGCAUGGAGGUGCAUCUCAAAAAAGAAGAAGAGAGGAUUUUUUUUUUUUUUUUUUUCUUUCAGUUAUUUGUAAAAGAAGAAAAGGGGGUUUAUAGAAUAGAAUAUGUAUGAAUUUUGGGGGUAAGAUGGGGAAAUAAGAGGGAGGUUUAAGUAAUGAUAGGAAAAGUGUUUUAAAGUCAAUAAUUUAUGAAUUAUUCGAUGCUGCGAUUUUAUGAUCCCCAUGCAUGAACAAGAACAGCCAUUGGAUUUAGAUUAUAAAUGAGUGGCCCUUUGGGAACUAUUUUCACCAUUUUCCUUUUCUUUUACCAUUUUACCCUUUUCCUUUUUUGGUCCACGUGGUGGGUGUCUUGUAAAUCCAUGUAUAUCAUAAUUUGCCUCCUUUUUCUCCCCCGCCCCCCCCCCCCCCUAUUUCUUUUUUGUAUUUAUAUUUGGUUCUAAUGUUUGUAUUACAUUUUAUAUUUUCAU